AAAAAGCCCACAUUUUUCUAUGUAGAAAAAGCCCAGUCAAUCGCCUCACGGGAAAACCCUGCUAUAUCCACUACUUCGUCGCCCUCUCUCGUUUUUCCUCUCAUACAACGAUGUCGACGCGAAGAGGCGGUGCUUCACUACCAAAUCGACCAGACAGCGGUAAAAACGGUGAAGGAAUUCUCUAUAGGGUUUCAUCAACCAUAUCACAAUCUCCAAUCAUCUAUCGGGGAAAGCGAGCCGCCUCAGAUGCUGGUUUCGUAGCCAAGAAGCUCCUGAAGAGCACCGGCAAGGCUGCUUGGAUUGCCGGCACCACUUUUCUCAUCCUCGUUGUGCCGCUCAUCAUUGAGAUGGAUCGAGAGCAGCAGUUGAGCGAGCUUGAACUUCAACAAGCCAGCUUGCUUGGUACUCCUCCCGUCUCCGCAGUCCAGAAGUAAUUUCUCAGGUCAGGUGAAAUUUAAUUUCACUUGAGGGCUUUAUGUAGCGGGAAAUUGAUUGAUUUUGAGGAGUAGUAGUUGAAUUUUUAUUAAAUUAGGGUUAUGUGGUUUUAUGUUGUGAUGAUUCUCACUGAUUCCAGUGCUUCAUGUGAUGGAUCUGGGAUCAUUACAUUGUAAUAUUUUAAUUUGGUGUUACGUAAUUGAUGAUUAUGCUGGUUGGUUUUAUGCUCUGAUCUUAUUGUGUGUCAGUUUUUUGACUACGAUAAAGUUCAGUAUGAAAUGGCCGUGUUUCAGAUGAG
Messenger RNA from Ilex paraguariensis (yerba mate), 733 nucleotides. NCBI's taxonomy places the organism in Eukaryota, Viridiplantae, Streptophyta, Magnoliopsida, Aquifoliales, Aquifoliaceae. The record is from the annotation of a GenBank genome assembly.